AUGUCAGAAGAAAGGCUAGAACCAUGGCUUGUAUAUCUCCAUGGCGACGAGAAACCAAACGUCACAAAGCUUUACAGUUUGCCGCAACGCCGUCACAAUGUCAUAAACAUCCCUGGACUGCGAUCUACCCAUAAAAUCGACACCAGUUCUCACGGUUGGCUAGUUAUUACCGUAUUCGGUGACGAUGAUUGUGAAGAUGAUUACUUGCUAAAUCCUGUUACCAUGGAGAAGAUUCAGUUGCCCAAGUGGCCCGAACCCGACUUGGCCUAUGCCUUCUGCACCCUUUCUUCUCCUCCACAUGAUCGAAGUUGUGUAGUUAUGUAUAUCCUGGAUUCUGACCAGAAGGUAUUUCUAUAUUGUAAGCCCGGCGAUGAGUCUUGGACGAGACAAGAGGUGCAAGCUCCUUGUAAUUGCCCCGCCGUGGGCUAUAAUUUUGAUGCAAUCACCAGCAUCAAUAACGAGAUCUAUGGUCUCACGAUUUGCUGUCAAAGCCUCGUUAAGUUUCAGUUUGGUAGGGAUCACGACGAUCAUGAUCGCUGCUAUCUGAGAUUACUUGAUUUGAAUGUUAGGAAACCAAACCAAACUCAUCACUUCAUUAGGACCCGUGCAACCAUUUGCUAUUCCAUGGUCCAGUGCUCACCUACUGAGCUAAUAGUUGUUGAGGUACACUACGGGGAUGAGUUCCUCGUAGGCGAUUCUACCACGGACGUUGGUUGCAUGGGCCUUGAGUUAUACAAGGUGAAUCUCCGUGCCCAAGUAUGUGGGAGGAUGGAAUCUUUGCCUGGAGAAUCUGCUAUCUUCUUAGGCGCAUCUGAUCAUAACACAGUCUUCUAUAAAAUUCCAAGAGAUGAUCUGGACUCUGGACGCGUUCGUUGGAAUACUAUCUACUUUACUGAAAGGAAUGACAAGUAUCUUUACGCGUAUGAUGUUCAAGAGAGAAGUGUAAGUGUGUCAUUACCUUGCCCAGACGUGAAAUGUGACUAUGGAGGGCCAUAUUGGAUCCAGCUACCUGUUAACUGGUCUUCAAUGAAUGAUCCCCAACAACUACAAGCAGUAGCUUCUGAAGAUGACAGCCCUAACCGUGAAACCCCAUCUAUUGAAGCAAAUAAGAUCGCCAGCAAGCUGCAAAUCAUGAAGAGGGGCGGUGGUGUACGAGAUUGGUGGAGCGACCUUCUUAAUGACAUCCUUUAUGAAAUACAGUCUCUUCUAUUUGGUGCUGACCGGUGUUACUUCCGUCUAGCCUGCAAAACAUGGAAAUCAUCAUUCUCUAACUCAACCUCUGAAUCUGGUUAUCGAUCGGCAAAGCUGCAGAAAAUACAUCAAUUCCCAAUCCUUAUGCACAUAGGAAACGACGGUGAGCUAGUCAAUUUCUUCAACCCAAUAAUGAAUUCCACACACACCUUGCCGUUGUUGGGUUUGACGGGCGCAAUCAUCCGCUGCUCCAAAGAUGGAUGGUUGCUGAUAACACAAGGGAGUACAGGAGGAAGAACAGAGCAAAGCACCAGCAAGGUUAUCGACUUGGCUAGAAAGCCUUCUGCUGUAAAGAGAACAAGUCAGUUGAUUGAGUGCGAAGGGAAGCUUCUCUCCGUGUGUACAGGCCACAUAGGGAAACCUCUGGAAGUAUAUGAGAUGAAUCAAGAAUCCAUGGCUUGGGAAGAUGUAGGCAGUCUGGACGACACGAUGCUGUUUUUGAGCUAUACUUGUUUGUUAUCAGCCACCAGUGGAGUGCAGAUUUCCGGCUUAGGAAACAAGGUGUUCUUGGAUAGGUUUAGCGGGAAGGAUGGCGUGUUCUACUCUCUUAAAACAAGAAAAUUCCAUACUUUCUGGAGCGGAUACAACAGCAAUGACUGGUGUGGUACCAAGAAAUACACAAAUUGCGCUUGGAUCGUACCCAACUUGGAGACACAUAAGAAAGGAGAGCUCCAGUGGUUUGAUCCUGCAAUUCAAAUUGAGCAAGCAGAAGACUGA
Molecule: messenger RNA, 1968 nt
Organism: Linum trigynum
Lineage: Eukaryota; Viridiplantae; Streptophyta; Magnoliopsida; Malpighiales; Linaceae
Source: the annotation of a GenBank genome assembly